Messenger RNA from Eremothecium cymbalariae DBVPG#7215, 1509 nucleotides. RefSeq names its product Vts1p (gene VTS1). The record is from RefSeq and is a predicted model, not a curated record. Lineage: Eukaryota; Fungi; Ascomycota; Saccharomycetes; Saccharomycetales; Saccharomycetaceae. Gene Ontology annotation, molecular function: mRNA binding; translation repressor activity; protein binding. The coding region runs from base 1 to 1509 and encodes 502 amino acids. The transcript has a single exon. Gene Ontology annotation, cellular component: P-body. Gene Ontology annotation, biological process: nuclear-transcribed mRNA poly(A) tail shortening.
AUGAUAUCUGGCUUUAACAACGACGGGGCAGCUUCUUUGCCAACCAGGGCUCAGUCGCCGAUCAAUAUGCCAAGAGGAGCGCAUCCUGGGGCUGUUUUGCUUUCUCCUAAAAGAACUGCGAUUUCCUCAUUCUCUGGAAAUGGAGGUGGUAGUAGUAGUGGAGCAGGAUCAUCUACACAGCUUUUGAGCCCACCGCAACAUCCGUUGAGUUUGAACGAUAUUUUGGAUCAGCAGCACUCGCAGCCACAGCUUGUCGAACCUUCGUGUACGUUGUCUUUGGAUGCAUCCAUUCAGCACCCAUUGGCUUCAAGUAUCUCUAUGAACUCUCCAUUGUUGCAACCUCAGGCUUCGUCCUUAUCAGUAACAAACACCUUUUUAGAUUCAUUUGGCUCUAGACCUUCCAGUGCCGUUGGCGCACAACAACAGCAGCAACACCAAUCUGUGUCCCACAACAGCAAUCCUAUGGUAAAUUUUACCAAUGGUGUGAAUCAGGUCUGUAGUUGGAUGACGAUGUUGACCACCGCUCAGCAAAACACAGUGAUGGACAAUUUAUUGUCCUCGUUAAACGAAGAAGUGUUACAGCACACAAAAUGGAAGCUUGACAGCUUAACCAAUAGUGGCUACUUGUCGCCUUCGUUACGGCCAAUUGCGUCCCCGAUACCAAACCGUGUGACUGUAGAUAACUCAACACCGCUAUCAUCCAUCCAGUUACCAGGUGCUGUUACGUUAGAUUCAGUAUUAAGUGACUCAGCUUCUACGACUGCAAACGCUGCUGCUGCUAAUUGUAAUAACAUUAAUGGUAACAGCCUUUCUGUCAAAAACUUGUAUAGACAGUGGUCACCAAAUCCUCAAGGAUCCGGUACUACGCAGCCUAUGUUUGACUACUUGAAUGAGAUCACCAGACCCAGGUCUGCUGAUCCAAGCCGUUUGAGAACCACUCAGAAUUCGCACCACUACCAAAAUAGUCAUCACAGUACCAAUAAUAAUACCAGCAGUAACAAUGUGAGUCAUGAUGGAAGUAGUGGCAAUGGUAGCAACAACAAUAGCCACAAUAAUGUUCAUGGUCAUCAACACAGCAACAGCCAGUCUGGCAACAGAUUCAGCAAUAUAAAAGCAGUGAGACCACAGUCCCCUUCUUCCGCUGCAAAAGCGACUAGCGUCAAUUCCUCUUUCACCGAAAUACACCCCCUCACUAUGCAGUCCACCACUCCUGCCACUUCUAAUUCAGGUGCAUCAUCCAAUACCAGUGGUAGCUCCAAUAUGAAUACGAAAUCCUUGUGCGAUCCCAAAUUGUUGAAGAAUAUACCUGCGUGGUUAAAAUCUCUAAGAUUGCAUAAGUACUCCGGCUCAUUAAACGGCAAGAAUUGGCAGGAAUUGAUCGAAUUGGAUGACCUCUUACUCGAAGAGAUGGGUGUGAGUGCACUUGGUGCAAGAAGAAAAUUGCUGAAAGCCUUUGCCAUAGUCAAGGAGUGUAAGGAGAAGGGACUUAUUGAUGAGAGUGCUUAUUAA